Maniola jurtina (meadow brown) is the source of this 1058-nucleotide messenger RNA. RefSeq lists its product as uncharacterized. The transcript is spliced from 3 exons. Lineage: Eukaryota; Metazoa; Arthropoda; Insecta; Lepidoptera; Nymphalidae. The record is from RefSeq and is a predicted model, not a curated record. Bases 108 to 1058 code for a protein of 316 amino acids.
AUAUAUGGAAUUAUUUGAGUGAAAGGCACCUCAAAAUUCAGGAUAGUGUAGAUAAGAGGACCUAUUUUUCCCGAUCUGCGUAUAAAGGUUUAGCUCAAGGUGACCCAAUGUCACCGAUACUAUUUAAUAUUGUAACAGCUAAAAUUUUUCAUAGAGUAGUUAAUGUUUCAUUAUGUCAAUAUGCGGAUGACUUUGUUUUAUUUAGUACAAAUAAAGACAUAUUUGAAAGUAUUAGCAAGUUACAGGGAGCAUUAAUUAUAUUUAAUGAGUUGUUAAAUGAUAUGGGAUUGGAGCUAUCUGUUAAAAAAUCAAAAUUUUGUAUAUUUAGUAGGGGUCAUAGAAGACAACGAGUAGAAUUAAAAGUGGACACUUUUUCUUUAGAGUUGGUAGAAGUUUAUAAAUAUUUAGGUUUAUGGUUAGACAAAUCCUUACGUUGGGGUAAGCACAUCGGCGAGACGGUCAUAAAAGUGCAAAAAUGUUUUAAUUUGCUUAAUGUUUUGGCUGGAUCAUCCUGGGGCGUUCACACUAAACAUUUGCGUCAAAUUUAUUUAGCUUUGAUACGAAGUCGUAUAGAUUAUGGAUCCUUCAUAUAUGACAAUGCCGCAAAAUGUCAUUUAAUUAAAUUAGAUAGGUUACAAAAUCAGGCUUUGAGAAUAACAGGGGGCUUUAUAAAGACUACUCCAAUUCACGUUAUGGAGAGUGAGCUGUGUAUUCCACCGUUAAAGCAACGGAGGAGAGAUUGGAAAGAAUACUUCGACAAAAUGUCAUUAGAAAAAGGAAUAUGGUAUCGAACGUUGCAGAGUGAGCCUCCUCAUAUACCUUGGAGCAGCUGUACACGAAUGAAAAGGAAAUAUGUAGUGUUGGCCCACAGGCUUAGAUCAGGGCACAUUCCAGGCAACAAAUUCGGAUUUCUUAUGGGAAAAACAUCUUCUCCAAAUUGUGACUCCUGUGGAGUCAUAGAUGAUGUAUAUCAUUGGUUGGUGGAAUGUGUCCGAUUCCAAUCAGGAAGAGACCGUCUGGUUGAAUUAUUAAACUUAAAGAGAUUGCAAACUAGAUGA